Psilocybe cubensis is the source of this 1656-nucleotide messenger RNA. RefSeq lists its product as uncharacterized. The transcript has 12 exons. Gene Ontology annotation, molecular function: propionyl-CoA carboxylase activity. Bases 1 to 1656 code for a protein of 551 amino acids. The record is from RefSeq and is a predicted model, not a curated record. NCBI's taxonomy places the organism in Eukaryota, Fungi, Basidiomycota, Agaricomycetes, Agaricales, Agrocybaceae.
AUGCCAUCAGACGAUCCUGAACGAGAAGGAAAAACGUUGGACGAUGGAUCCUCUUGGAAGGCUCCUUUGGAGGAACUCAAAGCUCAGCAACGCAUCAUACGCUCACCCAAUCUCAAUGACCCAGGGUACAUCCGACAGAAGGCAAAUAAUAAACUAUGGGUUCGUGAGCGUAUCGACGCUUUGCUAGACCAAAAUUCGUUUGUCGAAGUUGGUUCGAUAACUGGGAAGCCAGUCGUAGACGAAGAUGGUAGCUUGAAGUCCUUCAUACCUGCUAAUUCUGUUACAGGCUGGGGCCGCAUACAUGGCAGGAAGGUUUUUGUAACUGCUGAUGACUUCAGUGUUCGGGGCGGGCAUGCGGAUGGUGGAAUUAGUAACAAGGCACCGUACGGAGAGUCACAAGCACUCAAAUUCAAGGUUCCUCUGAUUCGACUUUUGGAUGGAUCUAGUGGAGGGGGGAGUGUUGCAACUUAUUUGACUAUGGGAGCGACUUAUAUUCCAAGUCUGCCAGGCAUGAGUCGAAGCAUCGAUGUUCUUGGUGCAGUCCCAGUCGUUUCAGCACUCCUUGGACCCGUUGUUGGUUUGGCCGCAGCGAAGGCCGCCUUAAGCCACUUCAGUGUAAUGGUGAAGGGUUUAAGUCAACUCUUCGCGGCUGGACCACCUGUCGUAAAACAGGCCACCUUUGAGGAUCUGUCCAAGGAAGCCCUUGGAGGUUGGGAGAUUCACGCCACGAAUGGAACCGUAGAUAACGUGGCUACUUCCGAGCAUGACGCCUUUCUUCAAGUCCGUGCAUUCUUGUCCUUCCUCCCAUCGUCCAUAUUCCAGCUCCCGCCUGUAAAAUCUUCCUCAGAUUCAGUUACACGCAGAGAGGAAGCUCUCGUCAGUAUCAUACCGCGACGCCGGACUAGACAAUACGAUGUGCGAAGCGUAAUCAGAAUGGUUGUGGAUACAGACGGUAAUCCAUAUUCAGCUACAUCAUCUUUCUUCGAAAUAGGGGAAACAUGGGGUCGAUGCAUCGUGACUGGUUUUGCAAGGUUGGACGGGCGGCCAGUUGGUAUCCUAACAAGCGACUGCAAAGUCAAUGGAGGCGCUAUAGACGCUUUGGGGAGCCAGAAGACAACCAAGUUCGUGACACUUUGUAAUCACUUUGGGCUUCCCAUAUUAAAUCUCGUCGAUCAACCCGGUUUUGCCAUCGGUUCGAUCGCUGAGCGGAUGGCAACAAUUCACCACGGUGCCGCAACAAUGGCUGCCAUAUACAAUUCCACCAUCCCCAUCUACACGGUCAUUCUUCGCAGAGCAUUUGGUGUAGCUGGUGGGGCGUUUGCCGAUCCAAACGACGGGCCUUCAGGGGAUUGGGGUAGUCUCCCCUUGGAGGGCGGUAUCGAGGCCGCGUAUAAGCGCCAACUUGACGCAACAUCUUCUCCUGAAGAAAGAGAAAAGUUGAUGAAUGAUCUUCUCUCAAAAUUUGAGGAUGUCCGGAGCCCUUUGAAAACUGCCCACAAAUUUGGCGUUGAAGAAAUCAUAGAUCCCCGCGAUACGCGCCCACUGGCAUGCGAAUGGGCAUCGCAUGUAUAUGCACAUGUUCUCCCACAGCUGUCUACACACAGGCAAAGUAUUUACGGCGCCCAUGGCAGGACUGGACAAGGUUACAAAUUAUAA